This is a messenger RNA of Trichophyton verrucosum HKI 0517, 636 nucleotides long. RefSeq lists its product as uncharacterized. The transcript has a single exon. NCBI's taxonomy places the organism in Eukaryota, Fungi, Ascomycota, Eurotiomycetes, Onygenales, Arthrodermataceae. The record is from RefSeq and is a predicted model, not a curated record. Bases 1 to 636 code for a protein of 211 amino acids.
AUGACGGACAGCAACCCCUACCGUGCCAUCCGGGCAAAGUUUACUGAAAACACCAUUACCAUUUACCAAGCAUACUCGAACGAGAUAGCAGACGCUGCACUGGGAGCAGGGACCUUUGUUGCCCCCUUUAAACGUGGUCGAAUGACCUGGAUCAAGCCCUCAUUUCUAUGGGUUGCAUAUCGAAGCGGAUGGGCCACAAAGCCUAACCAAGAGCGGGUUCUAGCAAUCGAGAUCACUCGCUCUGGCUUCGAAUGGGCACUGCGCAAUGCUUGCUUGAGCCAUGUCGAUAACUCGCUCUAUAAAGACAAGUCAGCUUGGGAAUCGCGCAUGCAAGCCUCCUGUGUCCGGGUCCAAUGGGACCCCGAACGAGAUUUCCACUUCAACCCUCUUGGCUAUCGGUCAAUACAAAUUGGGUUAAAGGGAGACGCUGUUGAUCGAUACGUGGAUGAAUGGAUCGUAUCGAUCACGGAUAUCACGGAGCAGAUACGCAAGGUGUCGGGCUUGGUUUCAUCUGGCCAACUGGGUGAAGCCAAAAAGCAAAUGCCAGAGGAGUGUCUAUAUGACCUCCCUGAUGAUGUUGGAGAGAUGAUAGGAGCUUCAACUGCGGUCAAAGAACCAGCGUCACACCAGAUGUGA